Molecule: messenger RNA, 765 nt
Organism: Aspergillus ibericus CBS 121593
Lineage: Eukaryota; Fungi; Ascomycota; Eurotiomycetes; Eurotiales; Aspergillaceae
Product: F1F0 ATP synthase subunit g
Exons: 3
Coding region: 55-645 (196 amino acids)
Biological process (GO): proton motive force-driven ATP synthesis
Molecular function (GO): proton transmembrane transporter activity
Source: RefSeq, a predicted model, not a curated record
UUUUCAGAGUCAUUCUUUCUUUUUAGCGUUAUAUCCCCUCCAGUGGUCUUCAAGAUGCCCGCCACCGCGUCCCGUGCCGUGCUGCGGCAAUCGCAGUUCCUGACCCGCCGGUCUGCGGUCAGGUACGCCUCUUCGACCUCAGAGGCCGCUUCCAAGGCUAGUGAGACUGCUUCCUCUGCUGCCUCCAAGGCGUCUGAGGGUCUGUCUCGUGUCUCCUCGUCCGCUGGCCCUGCCAUUUCCAGCGCCGCCCAGGGUCUCGGCAGUGCCUUGAGGAAGGUUGGUGGAAGGACCGGAAAAGUCAUUGCUUUUGUCGAUUCCAUGAUACCCCCUACCGUCUACUACUCGAAGGUCGGUCUCGAGCUCGCCAAGUUGGUCUUCCGUGGCCAGAACAUGACUCCUCCCAACCUGGCCACCUUCCAGACUUACUUCCAGCCUCUGACCAACGCUUUCCGCAACCCCGCCGCCUUCAAGAACUCGAGCUUCGCUCCCUCCAACAUCCUGUCCCGUGUUCGCAGCGCGGACAAGAAGCAGAUCGCUCUGGCCGGUGUCACCGCCGCGGAGGUCAUCGGUUUCUUCACCGUUGGUGAGAUCAUCGGCCGUAUGAACCUCGUCGGCUACAAGGGAGAGCCUGAGCACCACCAUUAGAUAAAUACCAAGCCGUCGUGCCUUAGCCUGUCUUCCUUCCCUUUUCCGCUUUCCUUUGUGUGCUGUACUAUUGUAUGAUAGACGAUGGAAUAAACUGUUGUCUGAGGUUGUGCAAUACGG